AUGACAUCUCUGACAUCUUCCAGCCGUAGAUCCUCCUCAUCCUAUCGGACUUCAUCAUGUUACAGCACCUCCAGCUCCUACCGAUCCGAGGGCUCACUGGGCAGAUCAGCUGACUCUCUGGACCCCCUCUUUGAGCCGUUUCUUGACUCUGCCGAUCAUCCGGGUCUGUUUGGAGAAGAGGGCUCUGGGGGACCCAGCUGUUUGCCCCCCUUCAGCAGGCACAGCAGAUCCUCCUAUGGACACACUGGGUCCAUAGAUGGUGCCGUGACAGGCUGGCAGAGCACCACCAGUGCCAGAUUCCGUUGUCUGGGAGACAGCUACUACAUGUCUGCUAAUGUCAGCCAGUUUGAGCCUCAUGACAUAGUAGUGAUGGCGUAUAACCACCAUGUUGUCAUUCACGCCCAGAAGGUGCUGGAUGAUGGAAGCAUCAGCGACACAUUCACCCAUAAGUCUUUGUUCCCGGAGGAUAUGGAUCCUCUGUCAGUCAGUGGGACCCUUAACCCUGAUGGUACCCUGGUGGUAAGCGUUCGUCGAACUGCAACACUGGGUGGUCUGGAGUCUCUAGAGGUCCCUACCUCUUGCAGUGAAGCUCAUCUUUGACUUGUGGCCUCACCAAGCUUUGCACUGUAUGGCAGCUUAUACUGUUUUAAUGUUAUUACUUUAUUAUAGUGUUGUCAGUGUGGUGCAAGCCAAUUAAAAUGUAAACAAGUCUGUGAAUGACAGACUUUUGUUCUCCAAGUCAGUCCUGUCCAGCAAACAGUUUGAUCCAGAGUACCAUGAGAUUUAAUAAGAAUAUAUUUAUAAUAUAUUAUAUUUACA
Monopterus albus (swamp eel) is the source of this 819-nucleotide messenger RNA. It is a transcript of the gene hspb12, whose product is annotated as heat shock protein, alpha-crystallin-related, b12. The transcript is spliced from 3 exons. Bases 1 to 600 code for a protein of 199 amino acids. Lineage: Eukaryota; Metazoa; Chordata; Actinopteri; Synbranchiformes; Synbranchidae. The record is from RefSeq and is a predicted model, not a curated record.